AUGAAUCCCGAAUCUAGCCCCGAGAUCAUUCAAUGGCUCGUCGACACCCGGAAACUAUGGCCAGAAGUGGCUGAAACGAAGCAGCUAGAGACAUUUCCAAGCUCAUCCCGCGCUCUUUCCGUGCUGCCGGAAGCAGAGCGCGCCGCCGUGUUGAAAUAUGUCUUUGCCCGUGACGCCAAGAUGUCACUGGCAUCGAACCUGCUGAAGCACUACGUCGUUUCGUCGAAGGGCCAUGUUCCAUGGAAGGAGACGACAAUUACGCGGAACGCGCGCACUAAGCCCGUCUACGUCGAUCCAAGCACCGGCAGGCAGCCCGUCGCCUUCAACGUCACGCACCAGGCUGGCAUUGUUGCCUUGGUCGCCGUGGCCGGUGAUGCCAGCGGCGGGGGCGACGCCGGAGCCAUCGACGUUGGCAUCGACGUCGUCUGCACCAGCGAGAGGCGGACCCGGGACCAUUCCAUGAUUGCGCAGAGCGGAGAUGGAUGGUUGCGGUUCGUGGACAUGCACGCCGACGUCUUCGCGCCGGCCGAGGCGAAUUACUUGAAGUUUGUGGUGCCGGGCCAAGCGGCCCGGCUGCUCAGCGCGACGCCUGGGGAGCUGACGGACUACAAUCUGCGCUCCUUCUACACGCUGUGGUGCCUGCGCGAGGCGUACGUCAAGAUGACGGGGGACGCCCUGCUCGCCAGUUGGCUGCCCGAGCUGGAGUUUAGGAACUUCAAGCCGCCGCCCAUUCCGAGUGGUGAUGGGCGCGCGGCGGGGAAUAUAGAGGGCGACGACGAAUGUGUCGUGAAGGAUCAUGAAAUUUGGUUUCAGGGCACACUGGUUGACGAUGCUAAUGUGUGCAUGCGAUCAUUGGGCCCGGAUUACAUGGUCUGCACAGCGGUGCGGACGCCAGCAGAGAAGGAGAAGGGGUUGAGUUGGGAUAUGGGUCCAUUCAAAAUCAUUACGAUUGAUGAAAUUGUCAAGUUUGCAGAGGACUCACAUAAACGAUCAAAAUCUAAGUCGUCCGCUGCUCUUUCGAUACUUCGUCGAAAAGAUCGGAAAAGCGGCGACGAGGACGACGGCAUCUCCGACGACGGCUCCUCCCUGGGCCAAACCCAACACUCGCGAAAUUCGACCAGUCUCGCGCCACCUCUGACCUCCAGUCUCUCGCAAACAUCUACAACAAUGUCGCAGCAACAAUCCACCGCUGCCCACUCCUCCAGGACGCAUGCCAGAGUCCCCUCGGCCAGUAUUCCAUCCUACCAACAAGGCCCAGCAUCUGCAUCCAAGUCCAACAUGACGCUAGUCGACAAGGCUGCCUCCCUUGAACAAUCCGUACGCAAGUUUCGCGUGGUAGAGGCCUUGCGCAACGGCGACUCGGCAUCGAUCUCCAAAGCAAUCAGGGAGUCGGCAGAUGGUGGUCGUCGCGCCAGCACCGCGUCGUUGACGGGUGGGACGGGGUUGAUACUAGACGACACGACGGUUCUGCACCUCGCCAUUCAGUGCGCGGAACUCACUGUCGUCGAAUACGUUCUCUCUGACGGCGCCGGCUACAUUGACAUCAACUCGCGCGACAAGGACGGAAACACCCCACUUCACAUCGCAGCCCAGCAGGGCCGCUCGCAGAUUGUGCGAAUGCUACUCGAACGAGAGGGCAUCAACGAUUCCAUUGCGAACUUCCAGGGUCGCCUCCCGAUCGACCUCGCCCGCAAUCCUGAUAUCUUCCAGCAGCUGCAACUGUCACGGUCCAUCUUUGCGGAUGAAAAAGUAAAAGAGGUGCAGGAGCUCAUCGCGGCCAACGACUACAAGAAGUUGGAGGAGCUCCUCGAGGAGCCCCGGGUCAAGACUGUCCUCGACAUUAACGGAACCGAGUUUGUCUCCGAUCCGAUCACCUCGCAAUCGGGCGGGACGCUGCUCCAUGAGGCUGCCAGGCGCAAGAACAACAAGCUUAUACAGGUGCUGCUCCUGCAUGGUGCCGACCCCUUCCGCAGAGACCGCAAGGGCAAGUUGCCUCAGGAUGUGACCAAGGACGACGUCACCAGGGCCAUGCUCAAGAAGUCGCCCGCUGCAGUUGCAGCCCAGCGGGGCAUCCAAGAGAAGACGGUUCUCGGCCAAGCCGCAUCCCAAGGGGUGGCCUCGGCAUCCCCCGGGGAUCCGUUAGCUGGUCGCGAGGCCCGAGAGAUGAAGGGAUACCUAAAGAAGUGGACAAAUUACCGCAAGGGCUAUCAGUUGCGCUGGUUCGUGCUCGAGGACGGGGUGCUAAGCUAUUACAAGCACCAGGACGAUACCGGCUCCGCAUGUCGCGGCGCCAUAAACAUGCGCAUCGCGAGAUUGCACAUGAGCCCGGACGAGAAGACCAAGUUCGAGAUUAUUGGAAAGUCGUCAGUCAAAUACACCCUAAAGGCGAACCACGAGGUUGAGGCCAAGCGCUGGUUCUGGGCCUUGAACAACUCGAUUCAAUUUUCCAAAGACCAACAGAAGGAAGAAGACCGCCAACGUGCUCGCGACGCUGAGCUACUGGCUCAGGCCAAGGCAGGGCAUAACCACAGUGGCUCGAUCUCCGGGGAUGUUUCUGAGGCUGCUAGUGUGGCCGAAUCGAAAUCAAGGACAAGCCUGCAGAUAAACAGGAUGCACUCAACCGCUUCGCACCGGCCCAGCGAUAUGGGUGCUAGCACAGCUGGUAGCGAGGCCGGAGAUGCGCCUGUGAACGACGGGAGGUUUGAGAACGAAGGCGGGAAAGGUACCGGUACAGCGCCGACCAUGUAUGACGACCUUGACGAUGAUGACGACGAAGAUAACAACUCGAGCAGGGGUGGUGGACAGCCUCCGGUGACCAAGGAUGCGUUCAACAUCACGGCGCAAUCAGCCCGACUGCAGCUGGAGACUCUUGCUUCGGUGAACGCGGCCAUGAUUGCUGAGUCGGGCAAACAGUCAAGUCUUUCCCUCUCAGACCCACAGGUGACGCAGGCGUUGCAGACGUACGAUGCGGCUGUCCGUUCGCUGACGGGGCUUGUCGGUGAUCUGCUACGCAUCUCGCGGGACAGGGACGCAUACUGGCAGCACAGAUUGGACCGCGAGUCAGACAUGAGGCGAAUGUGGGAGGAGAGCAUGGCACAGGUUGCCCAGGAGCAGGAGGAGCUCAAGGUGAGGGUAGGAGAGGCGGAGGAGAAGAAGAAGGCUGCAAAGAGGAUUCUUAAGGAGGUCAUCGCUUCCGGUGGGCUCGAGGAUCAGACCGCCGCAGGGUUAGGCAUCGACUCGUCGCCGGCGCUAAUUCAGUCCGAGGCUGUCGAGGCAGAGGCUCAAGAUACACCCAAGCCAGCAGCCGAUGCAGGUUUCACUCGGGCCAAGUCACCCGUUCUUAGUAUUCAGCGACGGCAGACGGCGCUUGCGCAGGUGGCCGACAUGUCAGACUCGGAAACCGAGGACGAGGAUGAGUUCUUUGAUGCCAUCGAUGCCGGUGAAGUUGAGGUUGACCCCGCUAUGCCGCAGUCUGAGACUUCGCCUGCUGGGGACAACCAAAUAGUUGUCUCUUCCGGGGUUGAUAUCAGCAGCUCAUUCAAAGGUUAUGAGAACGGAAUAAGGACGAGGCUCAAGAUCGAUGCUGACAACAGGCCAAAGAUCUCACUCUGGGGAAUCCUCAAAUCAAUGAUUGGCAAGGAUAUGACGAAGAUGACUCUGCCCGUUACUUUCAACGAACCUACAUCACUAUUAUAUCGCUGCGGUGAAGAUAUGGAGUAUGCCGACUUGCUAGACCUUGCCGCUGAGCGGUCUGACUCUAUCGAGCGGUUGGUGUAUGUGGCAGCUUUUGCGGCUUCCGAGUACGCUUCGACAAUAGACCGAGUGGCCAAACCGUUCAACCCGCUUCUGGGCGAGACGUUCGAGUACGUCCGGCCAGACAAGAACUACCGCUUCUUCAUCGAGCAGGUCAGCCACCACCCGCCGGUGGGUGCUGCAUGGGCCGAGAGCCCAAACUGGACGUACUGGGGCGAAUCCGCGGUCAAGUCCAAGUUCUACGGCCGGUCCUUUGAUAUCAACCCGCUGGGAUCUUGGUUCCUGAAGUUGCGGCCCAAGUCUGGCGGCAAAGAAGAUCUGUACACGUGGAAGAAGGUUACCACCAGUGUGGUUGGCAUCAUUACCGGCAAUCCCGUAGUAGACAACUACGGGCCUAUGGAGAUCAAGAACUGGACUACAGGCGAGAUUUGCUACCUUGACUUCAAGGCACGAGGUUGGAAGGCGUCGUCGGCGUACCUAAUCAGCGGCAAGAUUGUGGACGCUGACGGACGGGUGCGGGUAAGCUUGGGUGGACGAUGGAACUCGCGCUUGUACGCGCGUCUGACGCCGGGUUACGAGGCUACGGUUGAGGAACCGAAGAACGCCGACACGGCCGGGGUGCAUCGUGGUAGCAUGACGGACACGAACAAGGCCUUUGUCGUUUGGCAGGCAAACCCGCGACCCAAGGAUAUACCGUUCAAUCUGACGCCAUUUGUCAUGACUUUCAACCACAUCGACGACAAACUGGAGCCUUGGCUGGCGCCCACUGAUUCGCGACUCCGUCCGGACCAGCGGGCGAUGGAGGAGGGGCGGUACGACGACGCCGGGGAGGAAAAGAACAGGCUCGAGGAGGCGCAACGGGCGCGUAGGCGCCAGCGUGAGGAAAAAGGGGAGGAAUUUGUGCCCAAGUGGUUCGAGAAGGCGCGGUGCGAGAUCACUGGCGAAGAGUACUGGCGUUUCAACGGCGGGUACUGGGAGGCCAGGGAGCGGGUGGCCACUGAGGGGAAGAAGGCGUGGGAAGGCUGCGAGCCGAUUUACGAGGAUUUUGCGUAA
Molecule: messenger RNA, 4806 nt
Organism: Pyricularia pennisetigena
Lineage: Eukaryota; Fungi; Ascomycota; Sordariomycetes; Magnaporthales; Pyriculariaceae
Exons: 4
Coding region: 1-4806 (1601 amino acids)
Biological process (GO): exocytosis; piecemeal microautophagy of the nucleus; endocytosis
Cellular component (GO): intracellular membrane-bounded organelle; membrane; cytosol
Molecular function (GO): magnesium ion binding; protein binding; sterol binding
Source: RefSeq, a predicted model, not a curated record